AUGGCGUCUUCCAUGGGCAACGUGUCCGAGAGCACAGAACUAACGAAACGUAUGCUUUCCUUCCAAGGGUUAGCUGAGCUGGCACAUCGAGAAUAUCAGGCAGGAGAUUUUGAGACAGCUGAGAGACACUGCAUGCAGCUCUGGAGACAAGAGCCAGGCAAUACUGGUGUACUUUUAUUGCUUUCAUCUCUACACUUCCAGUGUCGAAGGCUGGACAGAUCUGCCCACUUUAGUACUCUGGCAAUUAAACAGAACCCUCUUCUGGCAGAAGCCUAUUCAAAUUUGGGGAAAGUGUACAAGGAAAGAGGGCAGUUGCAGGAAGCAAUUGAGCAUUACCGGCAUGCAUUGCGUAUCAAACCAGAUUUCAUCGAUGGUUCUAUUAACCUGGCAGCCACUUUGGUAGCAGCAGGCGACAUGGAAGGGGCAGUACAAGCUUACGUCUCUGCUCUUCAGUACAAUCCUUCUUUGUACUGUGUUCGCAGUGCCCUGGGGAACCUGCUCAAAGCCCUGGGUGGCUUAGAAGAAGCCAAGGCAUGUUAUUUGAAAGCAAUUGAGAUGCAACCGAACUUUGCAGUAGCUUGGAGUAAUCUUGGCUGUGUUUUCAAUGCACAAGGGGAGAUUUGGCUUGCAAUUCAUCACUUUGAAAAGGCUGUCACCCUUGACCCCAAUUUUCUGGAUGCUUAUAUGAAUUCAGGAAAUGUCUUCAAUGAGGCACGGAUUUUUGACAGAGCUGUGGCAGCUUACCUUCGUGCCCUAAGCUUGAGUCCAAAUCAUGCAGUGGUACAUGGCAACCUGGCUUGUGUAUACUACGAGCAAGGCCUGGUGGAUCUGGCAAUAGACACCCACAGGCGAGCUAUUGAAUUGCAACCACAUUUCCCUGAUGCUUACUGCAACCUAGCCAAUGCUCUCAAAGAGAAGGGCAGUGUUGCUGAAGCAGAAGAUUGUUAUCAUACAGCUCUCCGGCUGUGUCCCACCCAUGCAGACUCUCUGAAUAACCUAGCCAAUAUCAAAGGAGAACAGGGAAACAGUGAAGAGGCAGUUCGCUUGUAUCGUAAAGCAUUAGAGCUCUGCUCAGACUUUGCUGAUGCCCAUUCAAAUUUAGCAAGUGUAUUGAAGCAGCAGGGAAAACGGCACGAAGCUCUGAUGCAUUAUAAGGAGGCUAUUCUAAUCAGUCCUACCUUUGCUGAUGCGUACUGUAAUAUGGGAAACACUCUAUGGGAGAUGCAGGAUGUUCAGGGAGCCUUGCAGUGUUAUACUCGUGCCGUUCAGAUCAACCCUGCAUUUGCGGAUGCCCACAGCAAUCUGACUUCCAUUCACCAGGAUUCAGGGAAUAUUCCAGAAGCAAUUGCUUCUGAUCGCACUGUUCUGAAGCUUCAACCUGAUUUUCCUGACGCUUAUUGUAAUUUGGCUCAUUGCCUGCAGGUUGUCUGUGAUUGGACAGACUAUGAUGAGCGAAUGAAGAAGUUGGUCAGCAUUGUGGCUGACCAGUUGGAGAAGAAUAGGUUGCCUUCUGUGCAGCCUCAUCAUAGUAUGCUCUAUCCUCUUCCUCAUGGCUUCAGAAAGGCUAUUGCUGAGAGGCAUGGGAACCUCUGCUUGGCUAAUAUAAGUGCCCUUCAUAAACCACCAUAUGAACAUCCAAAAGACUUGAAGCUCAGUGACAGUCGACUGCAUGUAGGAUACGUGAGUUCUGACUUUGGGAACCAUCCUACUUCUCACCUUAUGCAGUCUAUUCCAGACAUGCACAAUUCUGAUAAAUUUGAGAUAUUCUGUUAUGCCCUGAGCCCACAUGAUGGCACAAACUGCCGAGCGAAGGUGAUGGCAGAAGCCAAUCAUUUCACUGAUCUUUCUCAGAUUCCAUGCAAUGGGAAAGCAGCUGAUCGCAUCCAUCAAGAUGGUAUACACAUCCUUGUAAAUAUGAAUGGUUAG
Molecule: messenger RNA, 1926 nt
Organism: Mesoplodon densirostris (Blainville's beaked whale)
Lineage: Eukaryota; Metazoa; Chordata; Mammalia; Artiodactyla; Ziphiidae
Product: UDP-N-acetylglucosamine--peptide N-acetylglucosaminyltransferase 110 kDa subunit-like
Exons: 1
Coding region: 1-1926 (641 amino acids)
Biological process (GO): protein O-linked glycosylation
Molecular function (GO): protein N-acetylglucosaminyltransferase activity; protein binding
Source: RefSeq, a predicted model, not a curated record